Daldinia loculata is the source of this 3332-nucleotide messenger RNA. RefSeq lists its product as uncharacterized. NCBI's taxonomy places the organism in Eukaryota, Fungi, Ascomycota, Sordariomycetes, Xylariales, Hypoxylaceae. Bases 1 to 3126 code for a protein of 1041 amino acids. The transcript has 2 exons. The record is from RefSeq and is a predicted model, not a curated record.
AUGUCCAUUUUCUGUUGCUAUCGUACCCAGCGAACGGCAGGCCGAGAAACUGGCCAAGACGUAUUUGAACUUCCAAUUCGCCCUCCACGUGUGAAGUUAUCGAGCCCAUCAUUUCCUACAUCUGGAUUUGAGCUACCGCCAACAGAGAUCGUAGGUGGGGGGACACCAUCGCUUUCACAUAACCAAAUACAGGAGGCCACGGUAGAUCCCACUAUUAUCGAUAUCGAAGAUUCGGAUGAUGAUGAUGAUGAACUGGUACGGAGUACCAGAAACUCUAGCACGGGUACUCUAGGAGCUAUUAGAACCAAGUUUAUUAGACGCUUGUCUCAGAAGUCCGAAUCUAAAAGACAUUCGCAACAAUCUCUUGGUACAAGCGACGAGGAGAUCGCACGGCGGGCUGAGCUGAAGCGACUAAUGCGGAAGAGAAUCCAGGAGGAGUUGAAAAGUGAAAAAGAACAAGAAGAGGUCGAAACGAAAACGGGAAAUACCGAAGAAUCGAAGCCGUGCAGCACCGCUAACGUCGGAUUUCCUCGUGGUGGGCCGCGCGAUAAUAUAGAAUUUUGUGUCUUAGAUGUGAGCGAAACCAGUCCUCAGGAUAAUGCCUAUGGCUCUCCGGAUGUUGUGCUCCUUGCUCUCCCAGCCAGCCAUUCUCAGCCAGGAAUUUCCCUUCGCCGGUGUAGCUAUCCCGGUUCCGGUUCAGCUUCUCGAGCUCAUGAGGACGCUAGUCUAGAGUGUCGUGGAGCCGUGAAGGCACGCAGCUCCUUACCGCGAUUUCCCUCUUCUCCCCAGUUAACUCCCGUUCACAUACCGAGUGCUAGAGGCUCGGAAUCCCUCUGUUCAUGGCGACUUUCCUACAGCGCCGAGCAACUCGCGAGGUACAUUGGGGUACCCGAGGCGGUUAACCCUGACGAAUCCUAUGAACUCGCUGAAAUUAACACUCGACGCGGUAUAAUUGAUGGAGAAGAUGAACGUAUAAACCAAGUUGAAGACGAUUUGUUACGUAUCCAAGGGCCCACGACGAACGAAGAACCAGAUGAGGAUAUAGUUCACGACAAAUUGGCCCCUGAUGAAAGUCAGCAAUAUAUCCAAAGCGACACGGAGAAUUCUGAAAGUCAAUACAGUGGAGGUCCUGAAGACACAAGCUUUAACCAAGAUUCGCCAUUAGAUAUAUGGUUACGGAGCCAAGAGUUGCAAUCGGCGUCAGCUACGCCGAGUAGAAAGACGAGUGAUAUGGUACAGCGGACCGUUCCAGAGAGCUCUGGUGUCAGUGGCCCUCAAAACGCCUUAGAUGAAGUAUCUGGAAUUCGGUAUAGUCCUCUAGGAGUACGGCCACGCAACUCAAGUGCGGAUAUAAUAGUCGAACCGGUUGAGAUACUAAGUAACUGGCCUAGCAAGUUGCAACGGUCUAUGAGGACACCUAGCGAUACUUUUGAUGGUCAAGGUUCGAAGCCAACUGACCAGACUCAAGAAGCCUCUUCAUCUUUCUACGCAUCUUCACAGUACACCACCAAACCCAACAGUUGCCAGACAGCGGCAAAAGAGUCGCGUCCGAGCUUGAUGGAGUUUCUGGGAGGUCGGAAGACGGUGGCUCCAUUCUUAGGAUUCAAUCGGUUCAUAUCGUCUAGUCGUACGACAGAUGCUGAGAAGUCAGACGUCAGCUCAUACAAGACUGCUCCUAACAACGCCUCAGCGUUAGACGUGACUAUGCAAGGAACCAGACAGCUACAGCGUCCUACGGCGGAAACAAACUCGGCAGCUGUCUCAGAUACGGCAAGUUUUAGACAACGAGAGACUGAGCUCAAAUCGAUUGAAAAGCGAUUUGGACGAACUCAUCCCCGCCGUGAUAUCACCGCUCCGAUGGUCAGCAAGUUCCGAGAGGAAUUUAGCGAACCCAGAACCAGAACUUCGAUAAUUUCCAAGAACUCCAUACUAGCUAAGUUUCACUUACAGAUUCCCAGAAUAGCGAAAUAUCCAACUCAAGAUAUACGACGGUAUAGUGUACGCGACACCAAGUGUAGGAGUGAAACGAAUCUAGACGCCGAAGGUGCUCGCCUUGGCCAACAUAAAGUAAGUACAAGUAUCAUCAACGGAAAGCAAGUGACUUCGUCUCUAGGAUGGGAAUCUGAGGAUGUUGCAAACUCUGUGGACCCGCGGCAACAGACUGCUGUACUUGAUGGAUACAUCCCCAGAAUUCGACGGCAAGAGGUGAACUCUUCAGAGUCUCUAAGUUAUCACAAAACCAGUCAUAUUGAUCAUAUACUACACCCGAAGCCAAGAAAAGAACAAGGUUCGACACUUAAACCGCUAUCUCGCCACGAAAAUAAUAGUAGUCGACAAUCAGAUAUAUCUGGUACCGUCCUUAGAGAAUGGGUGAACUUGAUGAAUGAUCAAGAUUUGAAGCCCCAGGACGAACCGAAAACGGAGCCGCAGAGCCAUGCUCUUUGGAGAUUACGGACACCUCCUGCAUCAUGGGCAAAAUGGCCCUCACAUACACGCCAACAAAGAACGGGGCCAGCAGGGGAAGAAGAUAAUGUGACCCCGAGGGAUUUCGCAGUUCGAGUAGAAUCAAAUGAUAGUGGUACAACGUGGUCUACAGAUAAACCUGGCGAGUCAUCAAAGAGGCACAUUGCCCCUACACGAAGUUUAUCCGCUCAGCUUGGUAGAGCUAUGAAAGGAGGUUUAAGCAGGGUCGUUCAAGGCACUAUAAAUCGGGCUUCCUCGGAAACAUACCAUACUCGACAGAAGCUGGACGGACACCUGGAAUACCCCGAGCUUGAAAUUCUCCCGAUACAGGGGGGUUAUGAAGACUUACAGGCACUCGAACAACAAAUCGAUACAAUGAAGCGCGGGUCUGCGACUGCAGAAAGUCAAUUAGCCAGCCUGAGUAUGGAUAAUAUGAGACCGCCCCUGAGCGCCCGCCUGGCUGAGGAGGUGCAUAUGAUACAGCAUAAAGCCCCCAGAGAGGGCUUCCAGGAUGACGAGACCGCGGUACAAAAUUCACUGAUAAUUCCUGUUGCAACGCUUGUGCAAGCAAAACCGGCUCCAAAACGUAUUACCGUAGCGGCCAGUCGAUCCAGAGCAUCUGGAUCCUACGACAGUGGCGAAGUCCGUGGGCACGAACAAUGACCAGAAGAUAACACCGUAAUGGUAGAGGACACUCGUAGCACGCGGGCAGCUUGACAUCGGUUUGUAUGAUUAAAGUUUAUGGGAUAUACUACCAUGAUGAUAGACUUCUGUUAGGCAAGACGCGAUACAAUGAGGUUAUAGCUUAGAUUAGACAAGUCCCAAUCUUCGUAGAAAGGUGCAUUAACAACGUCCUAGGGAGAGGUGGC